Messenger RNA from Sebastes umbrosus (honeycomb rockfish), 1717 nucleotides. RefSeq lists its product as uncharacterized. The record is from RefSeq and is a predicted model, not a curated record. The transcript is spliced from 11 exons. The coding region runs from base 262 to 1602 and encodes 446 amino acids. Lineage: Eukaryota; Metazoa; Chordata; Actinopteri; Perciformes; Sebastidae.
AAAAGAAAAAAGAAAUGAGUGAAAACACAAAAUAUGUUGUCAGUACUAAGUUAAUAAACAGUAGUGGUUGAUCUUUAUCUUAUCUUAUAACCAGGAGAAAGUUCCUCAUAGCAGGUAACUUCCUGGUUCAUCGUCCAACCUAAAAUAGAUCCUUCUAUUAGAUGUGGGACGCAGACAGAUAAAGAGUAUACAGUAUAUAUAGAGAGAAACAGUCUCUCUGUGUUAGUGUUUGUAUUAAUUUACUGUCUGUUAACGUCCACUAUGUCUCUGUUGCUGCUGCUGAUGCUGCUGGCGUGCGGCUCCCAGGCGACUCAUUUCUUAGGGACAGUGAUGACCUAUUACCCGAAACAGACCAACACCGAUGGAUCCGUCACGGUGGUCAUCCGCUAUAAGCUGAACUUUCACAGAUGCACUGAUGGUGACACAUGGAGGUGCUUGAGUGGGAAUUGUGGGAAUCCGAGUUCUUUAGUGCUGAAUGAGGUCGACAAGGAGAGCAGCGGAGAGUGGUGUCAGAGAGAGGGAAUCAUGACUCGACAGGUUCCCAGCAACGCUCCAUUUGAGCUUUGGUUGGACCGUGGUAACUGGAUAAAUAACAUCGUAAAUGGCAUCAUAAAUUGGAGAGCUGUGACUCUGGUGGAGCUGAGGAACCGGUCGGACACCGGCCGAGCCAACAGAUCACCCCAGACCACCAUCCUGCCAGCUGUGAGAGUUCCUUCAAACUGUCGGAGAGAUUUCAACCUGUUGGCGUUUGACCCUGACGGAGACGAGGUCAGAUGCAGAUAUGGAAACCCAACACUGUCAGAGUGUAACCCCUGCACACCGCCCUCUGUUCUCCACCUCUCAUCAUCUUGUUCGCUAUCGUUCAGCUCCAUGAGGAGCAAGAACGAAGGUCCGUACGCUGUACAGCUGGUGAUGGAGGACUUUCCCAGGCAGACUAUCACCUUGACUCAAACUGGCGGGGUCCAGGUGAUAACGACUAACAGCCCACUCAGCAAACUACCUGUCCAGUUUGUAUUAAGAGUGGAUCCUGUGGUGCCAUCGUGCACAGAGGGACUCUAUCUGCCCAAGUUCCUGCCUCCAACCCCAGCCAACAGAGCUCAGCUGUACAACCCCGUCUAUCAGUCCCUGGAAAUCAGCAUCAGUGCCGAGGCAAACGUCUCCUUGAUCUCUGAGCUGCUGUUCAGCGGGCCGUACAACAUGAUCAAGACGACAUCAGGAUCCGGACGAUUCACCCUGAGAUGGACACCGUCUGAGGACGAAGAUGGAGAAAGCCACCCAGUCUGCUUCGUUGUCCAAGCUGUUCACAAUUCAUAUAAGUAUCACUCGGAGCUGCGAUGUCUCAUUGUGAGCGUUGGAAACGAACCACCAUCGAUUACAACUGCAGCCCCAUUAACUCCAACCACAGGUCCAACCACUAGUCCAACAACUCCAACGAAGCCUGAAUCCGAUCAUUUCGUCGUCGGUCUGAGAGUGAGGAUCACCUCUUUGUCUGCGCUGUCUGAUGACGACCUCAGGACUGCUGUCAUUCAACAGCUUAAAGAUGAACUGGUGAGACGAGGGAUUCCCCCAUCCUCCGUCCUGACCUUCGUGAGGAGAGUGUGACUGGUGUGACUGGUGUGACUGGGAGUUACAGCCCACAGCGCCCCCUACUGGUUCAACGGGAUUAUUUACUGACUCCUGACUGAGGGGGACAAUUUUUGUUUUCAGAAUAAAGUCA